UGUUGGCGCUGCGUCUGGAGCUCAUGGAAGCUGCUGCUCCAUCAUGAGUUGUCAUGAUGUCGGUGGACGCCGUCGUUUCGAGGACUCGGAGUUCACCUUACGAGUGUAUCCCGGAUCUUUGUCCGAGAGCACCAUCUACUGUCCGGUCAGCGCUCGCAAGAUCACGACAGCCGCUGAGGUGAUCGAACGAGUCAUCGAGCGGCUGCAGCUCGACCGCACGCGGCUCUAUGUGCUUGCAGAGGUCAAGGAGUUUGGCGGUGAGGAGUGGAUCCUGAACCCGAGCGACUGUCCUGCACAGCGGAUGAUGCUGUGGCCGCGGAUGGCUCUGGAGAACCGGCUGCUGGGCGAGGAUUACCGUUUCCUUCUCCGCGAGAAGAACCUGGAUGGCUCCAUCCACUAUGGCAGCCUGCAGAUGUGGUUGCGUGUAACGGAGGAGCGGCGGCGGAUGGUGGAGCGUGGUCUUCUCCCUCAGCCACCUGCCGCUCAGUUCGUGGCGGAUCUGUGCUCGCUACCCGAUCUGAACGAACACACGUUGCUGGAGAAUUUGCGUGGACGCUUCCGACAGGAGAACAUCUACACGUAUGUGGGCUCCAUUCUGAUUGCCAUCAACCCUUUCAAAUUCCUGCCCAUUUAUAAUCCCAAAUACGUCAAGAUGUACGAUAAGCACCGGCUCGGGCAGCUGGAGCCACACAUCUUUGCGGUGGCGGACGCGGCAUAUCACGCUAUGCUGCAGCGACACAGGAAUCAGUGCAUUGUGAUCUCUGGAGAAAGCGGAUCGGGGAAAACGCAGAGCACAAACUUCCUCAUCCACCACCUGACGGCGCUCAGCCAGAAGGGCUUCGCUAGCGGCGUCGAGCAGAUCAUCCUCGGGGCCGGACCCGUGCUAGAGGCUUUUGGAAAUGCUAAAACAGCCCAUAAUAACAACUCCAGCCGCUUCGGCAAGUUCAUCCAAGUCAACUACCAGGAGAGCGGCACCGUCAGAGGAGCGUAUGUGGAGAAGUAUCUGCUGGAGAAAUCUCGACUGGUUUAUCAAGAGCACAACGAGAGGAAUUAUCAUGUGUUUUAUUACCUGCUGGCCGGAGCGAGUGAAGAUGAGAGGAGAUCAUUUCAUCUGCUCAGACCAGAGGAGUAUCAUUACCUCAAUCAGAUCACAAAGUCCGUCCACAGGCAGCACUGGGGGAAUCACUGUGACACUGAGCUGGACUGUUUCUCAGUGGAGGCUGAGGAUCUAAAGCAUGAUUUCGAGCGUCUCCAGCUGGCCAUGGAGAUGGUGGGGUUUCUGCCCACCACCAGGAGACAGAUCUUUUCUUUACUGUCUGCGAUUCUUCACCUGGGAAAUAUCCGUUAUAAGAAGAAAACGUUUCGCGAUGACUCCAUCGAUAUCUGUAAUCCAGAGGUGCUUCCCAUCGUCUCUGAACUGCUGGAGGUGAAAGAGGAGAUGCUUUUUGAGGCACUGACGACACGCAAAACCGUGACGGUGGGAGAGAGACUGAUCGUACCGUACAAACUAGCUGAGGCGGGAACAGUCAGGGACUCGAUGGCCAAGUCUCUGUACUGCGCUCUGUUCGACUGGAUCGUCUUCCGCACAAACCACGCACUGCUGUAUAACAAAGACCUGGAGGAUUCAGCAAAGAUCCUGUCCAUUGGCGUGUUGGACAUCUUCGGUUUCGAGGACUACGAGAACAACAGCUUCGAGCAGUUCUGCAUCAACUUCGCCAACGAGACGCUGCAGCAUUACUUUAACCAGCACGUCUUCAAACUGGAGCAGGAGGAGUAUCGAUCGGAGGGCAUCAACUGGCACAUGAUCGAUUAUAUUGAUAAUACGGCCUGCAUUAAUCUCAUCAGUAAGAAGCCAACAGCACUGCUCCACCUGCUGGACGAGGAGUGCAAUUUCCCGCAGGCGUCCAAUCAGACUCUGCUGGACAAGUUCAAGCGGCAGCACGAAGGAAACGCUUAUAUGGAGUUUCCAGCCGUCAUGGAGCCGGCGUUCAUCAUCCGCCAUUACGCCGGCAAGGUCAAAUACAGCAUCAAGGAUUUCCGGGAGAAGAACACAGAUCACCUGCGUCCGGAUAUUGUGUCUCUGUUGAAGAGCAGCAGAAACGCCUUCAUCUGUGGGCUGAUGGGUCUGGAUCCUGUCGCCAGCUUUAGAUGGGCUGUGAUUCGGGCCUUCUUCAGGGCACUUGUGGCCUUCAGACGUGCUGGACGCCAGCACAGAGACAACCGGAGCAGUGGCUCUGAUGUUCAUCUUCAGCCUCAGAAAAGUGUGGACAGUUUCAGCUUUCUGCAUCACCCCGUUCACCAGCGCAGCCUUGAGAUCCUGCAGCGCUGCAAAGACGACAGAUACAACUCGUGUGUGAGCAGAAGGAGCCCUCGAACACCGCUUUCAGACCUGCAGGGAGCAAACACUUUCAGCAGUAACGGUCGUGGUUGGAGAUCUGAGCGCGUCUCCUCGUUCGCUCAUGAAGACGAGGGAAUCUUCGUCAACUCCGUUAAUAACCGUCUACUGGAGCGAGCGCAGGGAAUCCUCAUGAGAAACAAGAACUACAAGCCCAAGCCCAGCCUCCCCAAGCACCUGCUGGAUGUGAAGUCUCUGAAGUAUCUGAGCAGUCUGACGCUCCAUGACCGCAUCACUAAAUCACUGCUGCAUCUGCACAAGAAGAAGAAACCGCCCAGCAUCAGCGCACAGUUCAACGUUUCUCUGAAUAAGCUGAUGGAGACACUGGGACAGUCGGAGCCGUACUUCGUGAAGUGUAUCCGCUCUAAUGCAGAGAAGCUUCCUCUGCGCUUCAAUGAUGCGCUGGUGCUGCGACAGCUCCGGUACACUGGCAUGCUGGAGACCGUCAGGAUACGACAGUCUGGAUACAGCGUCAAGUACAGCUUUAAGGAUUUUGCUCAUCAUUUCCAUGUUCUGCUGCCGGCUGGAUUCAGUGCCUCUCAGACGGGAAUCAGAGAGUUCCUGCGAAGAGCAGACCUGGAGCCCAGCGGCUAUCAAGUGGGCCGCAGUAUGGUGUUCCUGCAUGAGCGGCUCCGGCAGCGGCUGCAGGACGAGCUCCAUCAGGAGGUGCUCAGGAGGAUCGUCUGCCUGCAGAGAAGCUUCCGGACGCAACGGGACAGAAAACACUUCUGCAGGCAGAGACGAGCCGCACGCCUCAUACAGCGCUGGUGGCGUACCUGUAUAUCUCAGGCUGACGGAUCAGUUGGUGUCCUAGAGCUCCAGCAGGGGGCAGCGGUGCGUCUUCAGGCCGUCUGGAGAGGCUUCCGAGCAAGACGCCUGUACCUGCAGCAGAGGAGAGCAGUGCUGAUCAUCCAGAGCUCCUGGAGGAGAGUCCUGAACACACGAAACACAGCGGCGACGCUCAUUCAGGCCGUCUGGAGGACACACACACACCGGCGGAGCUUUCUGCAGCAGCGCCGUGCCGCCGUCACACUACAGGCUGCCUGCAGAGGGCAGCAGAGCCGGCACCGUUGCCGAAUUCUGAGAGAGCAACAAUGCAGAGAGAAAAGCAAGCAUCCAAGCACUGUGACCAAAAGUUUACAUGUCCAUCAAAACACACAAGAAUCCCUUGAAGCAGAGAAGUUGGAGGAGGUCUGGGAAAAGCAGACCACCGAACCUCCUCCAAAAACUGUAGACGACAGCACUCUGAAGAGCCGAACCAAAAGAGAAAGCAGGAGGCAAAGAGAACUCGAACAAGCCACGUUCAGUUUAGAGCUGCUCAAAGUCCGAUCCGGAUCAAACACAGACGACACUCAGAUGCCUCCAUCCAAACAUAUUCCUCCUCAUCAAGCCUCCACAGAUAGCCAAGAAAGCUUUGAGCUCCUUGAAAACGAGGAUUUGGCUUCAUCAAAACUUGAACUUUCCAAAUCCGAACCAAUGGAGGUCAACCAAACAAGUCCGGUUGCAUCCUUCAAACCCCAUUUCUACAUACCUGAUGAAGACGGGAGUCCGAUUAAUAGUGCUCCACAAACGCCAAACCGUGCCAAGCAGAUUCGAGAGAAGAAGGAGUCUGUGGUGGUCAUCAUCAGCAUGCAAAAGGAAAACCCUGUUGACCGGAGCAGUCUACAAACACUAGAAGCCCAGGACGUCCAUCUCUCAAAUGGAGAAUCUGUUUUGGAUUGUUCAAUUGUUUCCAUUCCUGAACCUCAAACCAAUCACGACCUGCACACUAGUUCUUCGUUUUCGGUGUCCUCCAAACCCCUCCAGCUGGACUUGAGGAGUGCGGCGUCAAACGAAGAGUCUUCAGAGCCCAAAGUUGAUGUUCAGAAGAAGUUUGUUUCUCAGAGCAUCAGCAUAAGCAUGAAGGAGAAAGCGGCGAAUGUGGCCUUUCCCCCCAAACGCAGCCGACUCACCUUCUCCAAGUCAGAUAAAGACCUGGUGAAUCAGGAACGGUCAUUGGCGAUCCAAAGAGAAGCAGGAUUCAGGUCGUUGAAGAACAGAGAUGUGACCAGAGCUGGUUGUAAAAAGAAAGCGCGUAUGGCCGGGACACGCUCUGAUUUCCUGAGCCGAGCCUGCAGCACAGAGGCUGAUUCAGAGGAAGAUGAGGAUGAUGAAUAUGAGGACACACCUGUGCUCUCUCACCCCCUACACUCCCCCAGUUCCCCUGACAUGGACUCAGUCUUCCACAGCGACUCAGAGAUGUCGUCUCAGAAGGAGCAGAAGAGGAUCCAGAAGACCAUGUCCUCAGGGGAUCUUGGGAAAAUGGAUUCGCUCCGGAAGUCCAUGUCUCAGACGGACAGCAGGGUGAGAGGCAAAAUGCGCUUCUGGAGUAAGAGCAAACAUGGAGAUAAAAAGAUGUCCAGCAGAGGGCGCUCCGCAGACUCAGAGCUCACCGACAGGAAGAACGACUCUCCUCCAGGAAGCCCAGAGCACGCAGGAGUGUCUGAGCGUGGACGCGACAGCAAGGAGAACCGCGAGCCGAUGCUAGGCAUGAUGUCGAUGAAGAGGAGGCGCAGUCUGAAGAUCAGCAGUGUGUCUCUCGAGUCCACCACCUGGCAGAACGACGCUCUGCACAUCCUCACCAGCACCGCAGACUACCGCAGCAUGAACGACUUCCUCAUGAAGAAGAUCAGUGAUCUGGAUGCUGAAGACGGACAGAAAGACACCGCUGUGGAUGUGGUGUUCAAGAAAGCCCUGAAGGAGUUUCGCCUCAAUAUCUUCAACUCCUACUCUACUGCUCUGGCUAUGGAUGACGGCAGGAGCAUUCGCUAUAAAGAUCUCUACGCUCUGUUCGAGCACAUUCUGGAGAAGAGCAUGCGUCUGGAGCAGAGAGACUGGAGCGAGUCUCCUGUUAAAGUCUGGGUCAACACGUUCAAAGUCUUCCUGGAUGAGUUCAUGACUGAAUACAAGCCGAUGGACGGAACCAUCAGUAAGGCUCCUAAACCUGAGAGGAAGAAGAGGAGGAAGAAGGAGUCAGACACAGUAGAAGAGCACAUGGGCCACAUCUUUAAGUCCACGCAGUACAGCAUCCCGACCUACUGCGAGUUCUGUUCAUCUCUCAUCUGGAUGAUGGACAAAGCCUGCGUCUGCAAACUGUGUCGCUAUGCGUGCCACAAGAAGUGCUGUCUGAGGAUGACCACCAAAUGCAGCAAGAAGUUUGACCCAGAGCUGUCUUCACGGCAGUUCGGUGUAGAGUUGUCUCGUCUGACGAGUGAUGAGCGAAGCGUCCCGCUGGUGGUGGAGAAGCUGAUCAACUACAUCGAGAUGCACGGCCUCUACACCGAGGGCAUCUACAGGAAGUCUGGAUCCACCAAUAAGAUCAAAGAGCUCAAGCAGGGGCUGGACACGGAUGCGAACAGUGUGAAUUUAGAUGACUACAACAUCCAUGUGAUCGCCAGUGUGCUGAAGCAGUGGCUGCGGGACCUUCCCAACCCGCUCAUGACGUUUGAACUGUACGAGGAGUUCCUCAGGGCUAUGGGUCUGCAGGAUAAGCGUGAGGUGGUUCAGGGGGUUUAUUCGAUCAUCGAUCAGCUCAGCAGGACUCAUCUGAACACACUGGAAAGACUCAUAUUCCACCUGGUCCGGAUCUCUUUCCAGGAGGAGACGAACCGCAUGUCUGCGAACGCGCUGGCCAUCGUGUUUGCACCCUGUAUACUGCGCUGUCCUGACACCACUGACCCGUUACAGAGCGUCCGAGACAUCAGCAAGACCACAGCGUGUGUGGAGCUGAUCAUCUGUGAGCAGAUGAGGAAAUAUAAAGCCCGUCUGAAGGACAUCAACACGCUGGAGUUUGCAGAAAACAAAGCCAAGAGUCGCCUGACACACAUCCGCCGCUCCAUGAAACCGGUACUAAUUGCGGUUAGGUUUAUUGGCAUUUCCAGAACGGUGACGUCGGGUAAGAGUCGUGCUCGUAAGACUGGCCGUCACACGCCGUCUCCACCUUUAAGUCCUCGGGCGUCUGAGAGGGAGGAGCCUGUUGAUGAGGGGGUGGAGCCUGUGCUGAGCGAGCAGCAGCAGGCAGCAAUGCAGCAGGAGGAGAAAGUGCUGACGCAGCAGAUAGAAAACCUGCAGAAGGAGAAGGAAGAGCUGACCUAUGAGAUGCUGGCUUUGGAGCCGCGAGCUUCAGAUGAUGAGAUGCUGGAGUUGGAGGCGUCGAUCGGGACGGCGGACAGCUCAGAAAACCUGAUGGAGUCGGAGGGAGCCGCGUCUGAUGCGUGGGAAAAAAGCCCUGGCGCAGUGUCAGCAUCUUGCUGGAGGAAAUCGGAGUCUAAAAGCAGGCGAUGUUUGCGGCGUCAGCCUGAAUCUCUGGACUCUGUGGAUUCAGCCGUCGCUUCUCUUUCCUCAGUGUCGUCGACGCCUCAUUAUCGGUUUCGCUCAUCCUCUUCCGGUCCUCUGUUCUCCUCCAGUUCCCCGACUGGAGACCUGCACAUUCUCCCCGACCCGGAGAGCUGCGAACAGGCUUCCUUGAGCGCCCGGUGUGCCUCCAGCUCCGAAAAAACCCGACCGCGGCCCAGAGCUAACCGGAGCUGCCCGCCGAAGCCUCGCGAGCCGGGAGACGCCGGCGGACGCAGGAGAGAGCAUGAGUUCAGUUCCUCGCAGCCUUUAGUGCUGUACGGCAGCAAUGAGUUCAUGGUGUGACAAAGAUGAUGGAGAUGUGGAGAUGAAUCAAAGCGAGAAAUUAGUCUGCAUUCAUACUGAGAUUUUACAAAUGCACUACGAUUCUAUCUGGAAUGGAUUAGAAGCGUAGUUUUUACAGCAGAUGGCGCUCUAGGCUAGUUUUGAACAGGAGACGGCGCUCUAGGCUAGUUUUGAACAGCAGAUGUCGCUCUAGGCUAUUUUUGAACAGCAGAUGUCGCUCUGGGCCAGUUUUGCACAGCAGAUGGCGCUCUAGGCUAGUUUUGAACAGCAGAUGGCACUCUAGGCUAGUUUUAAACAGCAGAUGUCGCUCUGGGCUAGUUUUGAACAGCAGAUGGCUCUCUAGGCUAGUUUUGAACAGCAGAUGGCACUCUAGGCUAGUUUUAAACUGCAGAUGUCGCUCUGGGCUAGUUUUGAACAGGAGACGGCGCUCUAGGCUAGUUUUGAACAGCAGAUGGCUCUCUAGGCUAGUUUUGAACAGCAGAUGGCGCUCUAGGCUAGUUUUGAACAGCAGAUGGCGCUCUGGGCUUGAUUUGAACAGCAGAUGGCGCUCUAGGCUAGAUUUGAACAGCAGAUGGCGCUCUAGGCUAGUUUUGAACAGCAGAUGGUGCUCUAGGCUAGUGUUGAACAGCAGAUGGCACUCUAGGCUAGUUUUGAACAGCAGAUGGUGCUCUAGGCUAGAUUUGAACAGCAGAUGGCACUCUAGGCUAGUUUUGAACAGCAGAUGGCGCUCUAGGUUAGUGUUGAACAGCAGACAGCGCUCUAGGCUAGUGUUGAACAGCAGAUGGCGCUCUAGGCUAGAUUUGAACAGCAGAUGUCGCUCUAGGCUAGUUUUGAACAGCAGACGGUGCUCAUAGCUAGUUUUGAGCUGCAGAUGGCGCUCUAGGCUAGUGUUGAACAGCAGACGGUGCUCUAGACUAGUGGUCAAAAUGCUGCACGGCUCACUAUGAACACUUUUCACUUAAACAUUUCCUUGCUUUAAUUAUAAUUAUCUUAGCUUCAAGUGGUGUGCAUAAGGAAUUUGAUGCUGUUUGUAAAGCACACAGCGCCAUCUGUUGGUGCAAACUAAGCUCAGAAUCCAUUCAAGCGAGAAUCGCAAUGCAUUCGAAAAAUCUCUGAAUCCAUACAGAAACAUUUUUCAAUUUGUUUUAUGGCCGCAGCUCUAGAUGAUAAUAUCCACCUUUUGCUGAAUAACUUUAACUGCUUGAAAAUGAACCAUCUCGCCUUUCAUGCAGCAGUUGCCCAUCCUUCCAGUGAACAAAACGAAGGGAAGGAUCAAAGUACUGAACGCUGUGGAAAUGAUUGAGAAGCAUCACAGUGAACAUGACCUACUGACUGUAAAGUGGACCAGCUGGACCGGUCCAUUUUUCACAAUAGAUUCUAGAGUAGUAGAGCAGGGAAAGAGCGAUUUUUACUUAAGCUGAAAUGUUCAUUUUUCAUGUUUACAGAACUGAGCCAAUGAGAGGUCACGCGACUUCAGCUGACUGCAUGCCGUAUCGCUAUCAUUGUUUUCACUCUAUGAUUAAAAACCUUUGAUAAAGUGCUAAAUAUGUAAAGUAAUAUUAUAUUAUUGAUAAGGGUCGGACGAAUCGUGUAAAUAGCUGAAAUCCCUGUGCUGCUGGUUGACCCAUGUGAAAAUAACGUCUUUUGUGUUGCAGAUGGAAAACUAGUGUCCAUUUCCAGAUGUCGUGUUUCUUACGGACGAGUCUCUAUAAUGGCACACGCUCUUAUUUAUCCGCAGUGAAUUGUUUUGAUUCUGGGGAUUCAUCCUAUUUUUAAUUAAUUUUUUUUUUAACACAAAGAUAAAGGAUGAAUAGUGAUGAAAUGUCAGAUAUGUGUUAUGUGUUUGUCCCACAAUUCUUUGCUGUAGUUUAUUUCAUUGUUUUUUUAUUUCCAUCAGUGUUACAUGCAACCAAAUCAGGACUUGAAAAUCUAUUUUGUCACCCUUAAAUUGCUUUUUUAAAGUAUAUUGUGUUUUAUAUAUGCUUAUAUUUUAUUGUGAAUUUCAGGUAUAUGAAUUUAUUUUGGUGUAACUUUCCACUGUGCCAUCUGGAAUUACGUUAUUUUAGGCCACAAUGUCCUUUUUGUGUUUUAAUUUAGGGCUAAUUUAUCAUGAGCGUCUAUAACAGGGUCGUCUGCUGUGUAUUUUUACCCUUUAAUCUGACAUCAACAUCCGCAUUUAAUGCAGUACAUUUAAGGACACAUAACAGCAAAAAGUAUGUCCGUUUACAUGGUGAACAUUGCUGUUUAUGCGCAGGGAAUGUGUCUCCAGAAGCUGUUUACUCUUUUUUUCCAUGUGCUGUUACCAAUAUUUAUGUCUAUAUCUAUGUCAUAUCGGUCAUCAUAGCCUAUUGCAAGUAACCGUCACCAUUGGUGCAAUAUCAUGAAAGACUGUAAGGUAUGUUUUUAUGUUUAAAUAAGUAUACUUGGGUACUAUUCUAACCUUAAGUCCACUAAUGCAGUCCACUGUCUUGGCAGUGAGAAGGAAGCGGUUGUUUAUUUUUUGCGUCCUGCAUAAGUGAAUGUAAUCAUGUAGCAUGCCACACUAUUGUCAAAAUAAUCUCUUUUACAGCCACUGUUUGAGGCCAGAAACAUACUCUAUGCAAAUAUACGCGUGAAUUAUUGUGGCUUCAGUACUUAAGGGUGUCACUUACCUUCAGGUGUCUGUAGUUGAACUGGUUUUAGACUGCUAGGUGUAAACACGUCGACAUUUUAAUUGACCUAACACCGCUGCUUCAGUAUGAGAAUACAAACUGACGGUUAUUAUGCUAAUGAGCUCUGCGCGCGCGCUCUUUUGAACGCAGAGACACGUGAUCGUGCGUGUAGAGUAUGUUUCGCGCUAAGACUGUAAAGGUAAACAAGGGAUGUAACUGAGGGAUGUAAUAUCUUGCAUAUGACGAUUAUUUUUAUGUUGAAUGAUCCUGCUUUGUGUUUUGAUGGACUGAGACAGUCUAAGCUUUGAGAUUUUGUGUUUGUGCUCUCUGGAGUACAUUGUAAACGGUGCAAUUUGUGGAAUAUUUCCUUAAUGUGUGUAAAUCAGUGUGUGCGGAUGUAAAAAGAAAACAACAUCGUCUUAUUAAAAAAAGAUAAAGA
Danio aesculapii is the source of this 10162-nucleotide messenger RNA. RefSeq names its product myosin IXAb (gene myo9ab). The transcript has 44 exons. NCBI's taxonomy places the organism in Eukaryota, Metazoa, Chordata, Actinopteri, Cypriniformes, Danionidae. Gene Ontology annotation, molecular function: GTPase activator activity; ATP binding; protein binding. Gene Ontology annotation, biological process: intracellular signal transduction. The record is from RefSeq and is a predicted model, not a curated record. The coding region runs from base 44 to 7072 and encodes 2342 amino acids. Gene Ontology annotation, cellular component: myosin complex.